CUUCUCCCUCAAACCACUAAAACUUGAGAGAGAGAGAGAAGAGAGAUGGAAAGAAGAGGCCACAUUGUUGCUUUCCUGCUAAUAGUGCUAGCAAUGGCUAUGGCUAUGGCUAUGGUUGUGAGGAGCCAAGAUGAACCAGCUAUGGCUAUGGUUGUGAGGAGCCAAGAUGAACCAGACUGCGAGAACGAUAUAAAUGAAUUAACCAGUCAAUGCCUCGAAUACGUGAAAAAAGACGGACCGCAAUUGCCACCAUCGGGAAGGUGCUGCUCAGCAGUGCAGGCUGCAAACAUGCCGUGUGUCUGCAAGCACGUCACGAAGGAAAUCGAGCAGUAUAUUAGCGUGACUAAGGUCAUCUAUGUUGCCAAACACUGCAACAGGCCACUUCCCUCUGGCACCAAAUGUGGAAGUGUCGUUAUUCCUAGCUAGAAGGAUGGUGAAGCAAGGACUCAACAUCGCAAAAGUUAUUAUUUUCAUAGAAUAAAUCAUUCAUAUGAAUAACAAUGUCCUUACACUCCUUGUUUUUUCUUGUAGUUUCUGCCAUAAUAUUAUUAUCCAUCAAUAAAAUCCUCAGGCCAUUCUCUUGUCUCA
This is a messenger RNA of Amborella trichopoda, 588 nucleotides long. RefSeq lists its product as uncharacterized. Lineage: Eukaryota; Viridiplantae; Streptophyta; Magnoliopsida; Amborellales; Amborellaceae. The record is from RefSeq and is a predicted model, not a curated record.